Ochotona princeps (American pika) is the source of this 2523-nucleotide messenger RNA. RefSeq names its product TRAF family member associated NFKB activator (gene TANK). The coding region runs from base 548 to 1915 and encodes 455 amino acids. The transcript has 9 exons. Lineage: Eukaryota; Metazoa; Chordata; Mammalia; Lagomorpha; Ochotonidae. The record is from RefSeq and is a predicted model, not a curated record. Gene Ontology annotation, biological process: canonical NF-kappaB signal transduction.
CAUCACCUUAACGACGUUCACGAGAAGAUGUAUUGAAAAUGUAGGUUCCUGGGCUUACCUCAGGUGUUCUGAGCGGGGUUCUCUAGAUUUGGUGGGUCACAGUACAGCGUAAAGCACUCCACGUGAUUCUUGGGUACUCUAAACUCACAGGGUGUUGUGUUCCGUCUGAUAAUUGACUGCUUGGCAUAAAAUUGUAGCCAAGGCUCUCGAGUGACCUUUACAAAACCUGUCACUGCACUCACACUCCGCUCCUCACGGUUUUAUUUUCUCCCCGUGAGGCGAGGCGAGCAGGCCGAGGCGGGGCUGCUCCGAGCCGGGCGGGGUUGGGCGGAGCUGGGCCAGCGAGCCCGGCCUGGCCGCGGUGGAGGGGGAAGAGUUAAUGGCUCCACCAGCCGCCGCCGCCCUCUGAACUGGAACGGAAACCAACUUCCGGUUGGAGUCCCUCGGCCAGGCGCCGGCAGCCUGAGGCGUGAGCGAGCGUGGCGGAAUCCCCGAAAUACCUGUCAUUUGCUCCAUCCUUUAUAGUGAUGCUACGGGGCACAGAGGAAUGGAUACAAACAUUGGUGAGCAGCUCAAUAAGGCAUACGAAGCCUUCCGACAGGCAUGCAUGGAUAGAGAUAAUGCAGUGAGAGAACUACAGCAAAAGACUGAGAACUAUGAACAGAGGAUACGUGAGCAACAGGAACAGCUGUCAGUUCAGCAAGCUAUUAUUGACAAGCUCAAAUCACAGUUACUGCUUGUGAAUUCUAAUCGAGAUGACAGUUAUGGCUAUCUUCCCCUGCUUGAAGACAGUGGAACAAAGAACAAUCUGACUUUUGAUCAACCACAUGAUAAAGUGAAAUCAGGAGCAACGAGAGAAAAACAGUCCAAGGUUCACCUGCCAAAUGCCUCCAACCACCAAAGCUGGGCUGGGACUGAAUCUAGGAGCUGGGAACUCAAUCCAAGUGUCCCACAGAGAUCCAUGGUAAGAAACCAAGAGCUUUCUUCUCCUAGAAAAGAAACAUCAGCAAGGAGUCUUGGCGUUCCUUUAUUCCAUGAAAGGGGUAAUGUAGAGAAGACUUUCUGGGAUCUGAAGGAAGAAUUUCACAGAAUAUGCCUGCUAGCAAAAGCACAAAAAGAUCACUUAAGCAAACUUAAUAUACCAAACACUGCAAUUGAAACACAGUGUUCAGUGCCUAUACAGUGUACGGAUAAAACAGAUAAACAAGAAGCGCUGUUUAAGCCUCAGGCUAAAGAUGAUAUAAAUAGAGGUACACCAUGCAUCACAUCUGUCACAGCAAGAGGACUGGGCAGAGAUGAAGAAGACACCUCUUUUGAGUCGCUAUCUAAACUCAAUGUCAAGUUUCCUCCUGUGGACAGUGACUCCACUUUCUUACACAGCACUUCAGAGCUCCCCAACAUCCUUGGUGCUGCCACAUCGGAGGCGAUGCGCCAGGACAUACUGAAUAUGGAGCUCAGAGACAAUCCAGGACACUUUGCUGGCACUGAAGAAACUGCAGUGGAAAGUCAGGGAAUUGACCCCAUAGCUUCAGCUAUACAAAACCUCAAAACAACUGACAAAACAAAAACCUCAGAUCUUGUAAACAUUUGUAUCAGGACAACUCUGGAUAGAGCUGCGCGCUUGCCACCUGGAGACCAUAAUGCCUUAUAUGUAAAUACAUUCCCACUUCAGGACUCGUCUGAUGCACCUUUCCCCUCACUCAGUUCCUCAGGAAAAGCUAUCCGUGGACCACAGCAGCCUAUUUGGAAGCCCUUUCCUAAUCAAGAAAGUGACUUAGUGGUACUAAGUGGCACAGAUUCAGAACUGCAUAUACCUCGAGUAUGUGAAUUCUGUCAAGCAGUUUUCCCACCAUCUAUUACAUCCAGGGGGGAUUUCCUCCGGCAUCUUAAUUCACACUUUAAUGGGGAGACUUAAGACACAUUUGAAAACAAACAUCAGAUUCUGUGAGAUGUUUUUGGGUUUUGUAAUACUAUAAAUACUUGAUUGUAAACUAAAUUCAAGAUCAUUUAUAGAAAAACUCUAGUGUCACAGCUAUUUGAAUUUUUUCUAGACUCAUUUUGUAACUUUUAUUAUCCUAUAAAAGAUCAUUAUAUACAAAACUGUAAUUCAUUUUGUGCAUGUUUACAGUUUUAUUAUGAUUCAAAAUUAUGCGUGAUUUAAAAGAGUUCCAUUACCAUAAUUUAUAUUUGUUUCAAUUCUGUAAGCUUGUUACUUGGGUUUCUAAUGAAACUGAAUUUGGUGAUAUCAGAUUUUUAUAGGGUCUUGUUUUUGCAUUUUUAAGUUUAGAUUAUUUAUGUAUAGGUGAUGUUCUUUCUGAAUAAACCUGUAAUUGAGAAUGAGACAGCUAAAUGUCUAAGUGCUACCCCUUAUACGCUUGUUUACCCAGUGAUAAAAUCACUGAUAGAACUAUUUAAAAACUUGAGAUUGUUUUUCAAAUAAUAUACAUGGUUUUAAUUUUUACUGUGUGUAUAGCUACAUGCUUAUUAUAAAUUAAUUAUUAAAAGAAUUACUUUUAUGGGAAA